UCCAAAAGAAACCCAAUGCAGCAAGGGAACAGUGCUAACCACCAAUCCACCAUGCUACCCUACAGACAUACCCUUGUAGUAAUACAUACUCCUGUAGGGGUAGAGUAGGCGGAGCCGGUGUUGAGAAGGAGGCUUACAAAGCUGACUGUGAUGUCAUCACUGCUGACCCCCGCGACCCGGAUAUGACAUCAGCAGCAAAGUAUCUGCAAAGCAGCAACAGAGUAAACCCAGGGGCACGGAGAUCGUGAUCUUCAGGGGACAAAAUGAAUGCCCGGAUCUUCUCAGUGAAAAUCUCCAUAUCACUUCUACUGAUCUUUAUGUUUUUGUCUGGGUACUUAUUCUGCUACCAAAGAAAAACAGACUUCACCAGGAAGUGGAUUCCAAAUUCCGUAACAUUAGAGACAAAAACAAUACAAAGAAGAAAACCUGUGAAUAACUUGACUUACCCAGUAUUCAAGCACCCCCUGGCUCCCCCAUACCCGUACCCAUACAACUUUAUUCUCAACCAGCCAGACAAGUGCAAGAACCGGACGCCUUUCCUCGUUUUGAUGGUGCUUGUAGAGAGCCAGGACAUCAUGUCUAGACACACAAUCCGGGAAACAUGGGGUAAUGAAAGUCUUUAUGAUGUCGAUGUGGUCAGGGUCUUUCUAGUGGGACAACCUGUACAUAUUCCUGACCAGACCCAGUUGUUAUUGGAGGAAGAAAAGGAGGUCUUUGGGGACAUCAUCCAACAAGACUUCAUGGACACCUAUUAUAAUUUGACCUUGAAAACUUUAUUGGGUAUAGAAUGGGUGACCAAGUUCUGUCCUUCUGCCAGCUAUGUCAUGAAGAUAGACAACGACAUGUUUGUCAAUGUAGACUACUUAGUCCAUCAGCUUCUUCGUCCAGACUUACCUGUUCUCCAAAAUUACUUCACAGGAUUCAUAGUUUUCAAUGGUUCCCCCUAUAGGGACGCCUCUUCCAAAUGGUACCUACCUAAGGAGGUCUAUCCAAAUGACACUUUCCCACCAUAUUGCGCUGGUCCUGGAUAUGUGUUUUCAGUUGACAUGGCGCAAAAAAUCUAUGAUGUGUCCCAAAACAUUAGGGUCAUCCCCAUGGAAGAUGUAUUUAUGGGGGUAUGCUUGUAUGAGCUCCGUAUCCCACCUACCAAACCACCUCCAGGCAUAUUUAAUGGCCUCAGGAUUGAUUAUGACCUUUGCACUUUUAAAAAAGUUGUGACAGUGCACAAAUACAAAAGAGAAGAACUGAAGACUUUAUGGGCAGACUUUUGGUCCAAGAAAUCUCAGACCUGCUAAGAAAAUGGGAUUUUUAUUUCAUAGAAACUAAAAAUGGACAAGAAUGAAACCAUUUAAAAUGGAAAAAUCUCUAAAAAAAGUAUCGAGAACUUCCCAUUGUGGAGAGACUUUGGAGAUGUAUAUGACAUUAGACAACAGAUGCCUAUUGAAUGGGUACUCCGCAUUUGACAACUUUUCUUGCAUUCAACUCUAGGAUGUGAUGGGCUGAUGAAGUCCUUCUUCUGAUAGGCACCCUCCUUAUUUAUGGUGCUAUGUAAUGGUCACUAUUCUCUGUGGCAACAUAUGAACAGUUGGCUCCUUGAGAAAAGCAGAGGGAUCUGCUAUCAGAAGCUGAAGCCCCUCUCUAGGUUCUGCAGAAUCUUGUCUAUAUUCUCUAUACAUUUUAUUUAUAAUAAAA
Messenger RNA from Hyla sarda, 1692 nucleotides. Its product is annotated as beta-1,3-galactosyltransferase 2-like. Lineage: Eukaryota; Metazoa; Chordata; Amphibia; Anura; Hylidae. Gene Ontology annotation, cellular component: membrane. The record is from RefSeq and is a predicted model, not a curated record. The transcript is spliced from 2 exons. Gene Ontology annotation, molecular function: N-acetyl-beta-D-glucosaminide beta-(1,3)-galactosyltransferase activity. The coding region runs from base 264 to 1295 and encodes 343 amino acids.